This is a messenger RNA of Papilio machaon (common yellow swallowtail), 1131 nucleotides long. RefSeq names its product mitochondrial thiamine pyrophosphate carrier. Gene Ontology annotation, molecular function: ATP:ADP antiporter activity; thiamine transmembrane transporter activity. The transcript has a single exon. Lineage: Eukaryota; Metazoa; Arthropoda; Insecta; Lepidoptera; Papilionidae. The coding region runs from base 103 to 1065 and encodes 320 amino acids. Gene Ontology annotation, biological process: mitochondrial ATP transmembrane transport; mitochondrial ADP transmembrane transport; thiamine pyrophosphate transmembrane transport. Gene Ontology annotation, cellular component: mitochondrial inner membrane. The record is from RefSeq and is a predicted model, not a curated record.
CAAUAUGUCCAUACGUUAUAAUUUCCAUCUUAUCAAAAUCAUUUUUUUUUGCUAAAGGAUGGGUUGAAAUUGCUAAUGUAAAUAUAGAUUUUAUUUAUAAAUAUGUGUUAUGCAGAAGAAAUAGAUAAACAGGCUUCUCCAUUACAAUCAGCGUGUGCUGGUGGAGCGGCUGGUGCUGUUACAAGAGCAGUAGCACAACCGUUGGAUGUUUUAAAAAUAAGAUUUCAAUUACAAACUGAACCUAUUAAACUAGGCUCUAAAUAUAGUUCAAUAAUCCAAGGACUGUCUUCAAUUGUAAAGGAAGAAGGGUUCUUCGCACUAUGGAGCGGUCAUAUACCUGCUCAAUUGCUGUCAAUAUCUUAUGGUAUUCUACAAUUUUCGACAUUUGAAAAACUUACAGAAUUAUCCAAGAGAUCAGAUCCCAAUUUUUAUUUUGAACAUAAACAUUGGCUUAACUUUACGAAUGGGGCCACCGCGGCAACAGUAGCUACGAUAGUUUCAUUCCCAUUUGAUACUAUAAGAACAAGACUAAUUGCAGAACAAAAGACACAGAAAGUGUAUAAAGGAUUUUUAAAUGCUUUCUCUAUAAUUAUUAAGACUGAAGGAAGUAAGGCAUUGUUCAAAGGUUUAGUACCAACAUUAGCCCAGAUAGCACCUCAUGCAGGAAUUCAGUUUGCAGUGUACAAAUUAUUAAGGGAUAAUGUUUUUAAUAGGAUAAAAUUUUUUCAGAGAUCUACAACAUUUGGAGUUAUUGAAUCAUCAUUGUUAGCUAAUUUCUUGGCGGGUGGUAUAGCAGGAAUUGUGUCUAAAACUGCUAUUUAUCCAUUUGAUAUUGUUAAAAAAAGGUUGCAAAUACAAGGAUUUCAGCAACAUAGAAAAGGCUUUGGUAAACAAAUGUAUUGCAAUGGAUUAUUAGAUUGUAUUAAACUUACUAUAACUAAUGAAGGGUUUUUAGCCCUUUAUAAAGGUUAUGGGCCCAGUGUACUUAAAGCUAUUCUAGUUUCAGCUCUACACUUUUCAGUUUAUGAUGAAAUUAAAUACUUUUUAUUGAGAUUAUCACAUUAAUAUUUGAAUAUUCACUUAGUCAAAAUUACCAUUUUAUAAGAGACUAGCUUUUGUCCGUGACUCUAU